AUACGUAGAGAUAGAAAGUUAUGGCGCAGACAUAUAAAUAGUAGAGAGAGAAAGCCGGUAGGUGUUUCUUUCAACUUUUUCCCAUUUUCAUUCAUUAUUGUAACGGACAGAAAAGAGUAGACAUGGAUGGUGGAGCUCAGCCGGUAGACACCGCGAUGUCAGAGGCGGCGCCACCUCUGUAUCCGGGCCAGCAACCUACCGAGCACAUACCCGCGACACUGAGCCACGGUGGGCGAUUUAUCCAGUAUAACAUCUUUGGCAACGUUUUCGAGGUCACUUCCAAAUACAAACCCCCAAUCAUCCCCAUAGGAAAAGGAGCAUACGGCAUCGUAUGCUCGGCUUUGAAUUCAGAGACGAAUGAGUAUGUGGCGAUUAAGAAGAUAGCUAAUGCUUUUGAUAACAAAAUCGACGCGAAGAGGACCCUGCGCGAGAUCAAGCUACUUCGCCACAUGGAUCAUGAAAACGUUAGUGAGUCGCUAUAUGUAACUAUGUGUGUGUAUAUUUUUUUAAGAAUUAUUUUCUUGGAAAAACAUUUUAUUUUACUAGGUAAGACAUUUUGUUGUAAAGAUGCUCUUAGGUAAAAAGCAAGAUCUGGU
Messenger RNA from Olea europaea var. sylvestris, 596 nucleotides. Its product is annotated as mitogen-activated protein kinase homolog MMK1-like. The transcript is spliced from 2 exons. The record is from RefSeq and is a predicted model, not a curated record. Lineage: Eukaryota; Viridiplantae; Streptophyta; Magnoliopsida; Lamiales; Oleaceae. Gene Ontology annotation, cellular component: cytoplasm; nucleus. Bases 123 to 581 code for a protein of 152 amino acids. Gene Ontology annotation, biological process: protein phosphorylation; intracellular signal transduction. Gene Ontology annotation, molecular function: protein serine/threonine kinase activity; ATP binding.